This is a messenger RNA of Penicillium maclennaniae, 3729 nucleotides long. RefSeq names its product DNA-directed RNA polymerase I core subunit RPA135. The coding region runs from base 1 to 3729 and encodes 1242 amino acids. NCBI's taxonomy places the organism in Eukaryota, Fungi, Ascomycota, Eurotiomycetes, Eurotiales, Aspergillaceae. Gene Ontology annotation, cellular component: RNA polymerase I complex; nucleus. Gene Ontology annotation, molecular function: DNA-directed RNA polymerase activity; DNA binding; ribonucleoside binding. Gene Ontology annotation, biological process: DNA-templated transcription. The record is from RefSeq and is a predicted model, not a curated record. The transcript is spliced from 3 exons.
AUGGCACCCGCUCCCACCAACACGGAUUGGUCGGUUCAAUUCGACACUCAGCGACGUGAGAAUCUUUUCAAGAACCCGCCCUCAGAUAAAACCGCCUAUCCGUCGCUGGCCGAGUCUAUUAAGCCUCACGUUGAUUCAUUCAAUGCCCUCUUCGACGACAGCAAGAUUCUGGAGGCCGGUCUGAAGGAUAUCGGAAUCAAGACCUUCCUCGAUGGCGAAAUCGAAACCCCCGAGCAGAAAGCGGCGCGAAAGGCAGAGGGUCUCCGUGCUCCGAAGCGCAACCGCUUGAACGUCCGUGUGAAGGAACUUUUCCUGGACAAGCCCACUCUGCCGCCCACCAACAAGUACAGCACCAAAAACCGCAACAUUUAUCCCUCCGAGUGCCGUGAACGACAUGCGACUUACCGUGGCAAGCUCCGCGCCCGUCUCGAGUACCAGGUCAACAAUGGCGACUGGAUGGAGUCUGUGCGUGAGCUGGGUCAGGUUCCCAUCAUGCUGCGCACCAAUCGAUGCCACCUGGAGCACGCGACCCCAGAGCAGCUCGUCACUCGCAAGGAGGAGUCAGAAGAACUUGGUGGAUACUACAUUGUGAACGGUAACGAGAAGCUGAUUCGAAUGCUCAUCGUCGGCAAGCGCAAUUACCCUAUGUCUAUCGUUCGUAACUCGUUCGUCAAGCGUGGUCACACCUACACCAGCUUUGGUGUGCAAAUACGAUCAGUCCGUCCCGACCAAACGUCUCAGACUAAUGUUCUGCACUAUCUCACGGACGGUAAUGUCACAUUCCGUUUCUCGUGGCGCAAGAACGAGUAUCUUGUCCCCGUGAUGAUGAUUCUCAAGGCUUUGGUGGAGACCAACGAUCGCGAAAUCUUCGAGAGCCUUGUUGGCAGCGCUACCUCCAAGGGUAUGAAGAACACUUUCGUUACAGACCGUGUUGAGCUGCUGCUCCGAACAUACCAGGCCUACAACAAGCACAGCCGCUAUGACUGCCGUGCUCACCUGGGUAAAUCCUUCCGUCCUGUGCUCGGUGUUUCUGCCGACAUGUCUGAUGAGGAGGUCGGUACUGAGUUCCUGCGCAAGGUUGUUCUCCCUCACCUGGGUAACUAUAAUGUCACCGAGACCCAGGACUACGACAAGUUCAAGAUGGUCAUUUUCAUGAUCCGGAAGUUGUACGCCCUGGUUGCAGGUGACUGCGCUCCCGAUAACCCUGAUGCAGUCUCCAACCAGGAGGUUCUUCUUGGUGGUUUCCUGUACGGAAUGAUUCUGAAGGAGCGUAUUGAAGAGUGGCUCCGCUCAUUUGGCCCUAUCGCUCGUGACUGGAGCAUGCGGAAUAACGGUGCCAAGUUCACCGACCCCUCUUUCGAGCGCGACUUCUUGUCCAAGAUUGUCAAGCGCUCCAAUGAGAACAUUGGUAACGCGCUUGAGUACUUCUUGUCUACCGGUAACCUCGUCUCCCCCACUGGUCUCGAUCUGCAACAGACUUCUGGUUACACCGUCAUUGCGGAGAAGAUCAACUUCUACCGUUUCAUCAGUCACUUCCGCAUGAUUCACCGUGGUAGUUUCUUCGCCCAAUUGAAGACUACUACUGUUCGUAAGCUGCUGCCAGAGAGUUGGGGCUUCCUUUGCCCUGUUCACACCCCUGAUGGUUCUCCCUGUGGUCUGUUGAAUCAUUUGGCGCACAAGUGUCUGAUUGCCACCGACAAUCUUGACGUCUCUAGCUUGCCUAAAACUCUUGUUCAGCUUGGUGUCCGCGCCGAGUCCUCAGUUGCUCUUGAUGACAGCGUCGUUGUCCAGCUGGAUGGCCGUAUCAUUGGAUUCUGCUCGCCUGCCCAGGCACACAAAAUUCACGACACGCUCCGCUACUGGAAGGUCGAGGGAACCAACGGAGUUCCCCGCGGUUUGGAGAUUGGUUAUGUUCCGAAUUCCAAUGGUGGACAGUAUCCUGGUAUCUACAUGUUCUCGCAAUCCGCAAGAAUGUAUCGCCCCGUCAAGUACCUCGCUCUGGACAAGAUGGACUAUGUUGGUCCGUUCGAGCAGCCCUUCAUGGAGAUCGCCUGUGUGGAGUCUGACCUGAUCGCCGGUGUAUCCACUCACAUCGAGUACACACCUACUAACAUUCUCUCCAUCGUGGCCAACAUGACUCCUUUCUCCGACUACAACCAGUCUCCCCGAAACAUGUACCAGUGCCAGAUGAGCAAGCAGACCAUGGGUACCCCGGAACGUCCAUCGGCUACCACUGGUCAGACUCCUAUUGUCCGCCCUCCGCUCUACAAUGCGUACGGCCUGGAUAACUUCCCUAACGGCAUGAACGCUGUUGUGGCCAUCAUCUCGUACACCGGUUACGACAUGGACGACGCCAUGAUUAUCAACAAAUCCGCUCACGAGCGCGGCUUUGGUCACGGUACAAUCUACAAGACCAAGGUUCACUCCCUUGCCGAGCGUGACUCCCGCCGCAGCAAGUCCAAGCGCGAAAUUACCAAGCUGUUCGGUUUCGCCCCCGGCGACAUGGUUCGUCAAGAGCUCCGUCAAUUCAUUGAUGAGGACGGUCUACCGCACGUCGGUGUCCGCGUGAAGGAGGGUGACAAAAUCGCUGCCUACCACGAUGUCCGGUACGACGCCGCCUCCGACUCAUAUGUUAAUGUCGAUGGUGUCACACACUUCCUCAAAUACAAGGAUGCGGAAGCUGGCUACAUCGAGAGCAUCCGUCUCAUGGGUGCCGAGUCCGGUAAUGAGCCUAUCCAGUCUCUUAGCGUCAAGUACCGAAUUCCCCGUAAGCCGAUCAUCGGUGACAAGUUCUCCUCUCGUCACGGUCAGAAGGGUGUUUGCUCGCAGCUCUGGCCUGCCAUUGACAUGCCUUUCUCCGAGAGCGGCAUGCAGCCUGACUUGAUUAUUAACCCUCACGCUUUCCCAUCCCGUAUGACAAUCGCCCAAAUGAUUGAAUCCAUGGCCGGUAAAGCCGGGGCUCUCCACGGUCACCCGCAAGACUCAACCCCCUUCCAAUUCUCCGAAGAAAAUACCGCCACCGACUACUUCGGCCAACAGCUCCGCAAGGCAGGCUACAACUACUACGGCAACGAACCUCUAUACUCUGGUAUCACUGGAAAGGAAUUCGCCGCCGACAUCUACAUGGGCCUGGUCUACUACCAGCGUCUGCGACACAUGGUUAACGACAAGUUCCAAGUGCGUACAACGGGUCCCGUGAACGCGCUGACUGGACAGCCUGUUAAGGGUCGUGCGAAGGGUGGUGGUAUCCGUGUUGGAGAGAUGGAGCGUGAUUCAUUGAUUGCGCACGGUGCUGCGUUCCUACUUCAGGAUCGUUUGAUGAAUUGCUCUGAUGCUCAACAUGCGUGGAUCUGUCGUGGGUGUGGUUCUUUCCUCUCGACCCAGGUUGCUGUUUCGGGCUCUGGGGCUUCACGUCGCGCCGCUGUCAACCCUGGUGCUGCUGCCGCCGCGGCUGCGGCCGCUGCCAAGGCUGCGCCGAACCAGCAGCACGGCUCUGGCGCUGGCGCUGGUGGUGCCCUUGGUGGUGUUACUGGUAUUGUGCGCUGUCGUCGCUGUGCCAAGCCGGCGGGGAUUAAUGACUCGCGCGCUGAGGCGUGGGAGGAUGGUGAUGGGCUCCGCUAUGUGGGCGGUGACGAUGUAACUAUCGUUGCCGUGCCGGGUGUUUUGAGAUACCUGGAUGUUGAGCUCGCUGCUAUGGGCAUUCGCAUGAAGUUCUGGGUGGACAAUUAG